Molecule: messenger RNA, 1462 nt
Organism: Annulohypoxylon maeteangense
Lineage: Eukaryota; Fungi; Ascomycota; Sordariomycetes; Xylariales; Hypoxylaceae
Product: glutathione S-transferase
Exons: 2
Coding region: 232-1260 (342 amino acids)
Cellular component (GO): cytoplasm
Molecular function (GO): glutathione transferase activity
Source: RefSeq, a predicted model, not a curated record
GUGUAAUACAUCUUUAAUACAUCCCCAUCAUGAUAGUCCGACCCAAGAGACUUCCACCUCUGCCCCUCUAUUUAAGACUCUCAAUACCCUCCAGGCAACUAUCUUCUCAACGAAUUACAUCUAUUCCCCAUCAGAAAUUAUUUACUAAGCGUGUCAGUCACGAAUAUUUCAGAAACAUGUCUCAAACCGUAAGCGCUCGAAACAUGAACGAUAUAAAUGACAUGAACCAUUAUGCACGAAGCUAAUCACGAGAACAAGACCAAAAUCGAAUAUCAGAAAGAUGGUCACUUCACCAGGCCAGCCAGCACAUUCCGUAACUUCGUCUCCGCAGACCCUAACUCUCAGUUCCCGGCUGAGAAAGGUCGCUAUGCGCUGUACAUAUCUCCGGGUUGUCCAUGGGCGCACCGCACUAUAAUCGUGCGCGCCCUCAAACGCCUCGAGGAUGUCAUUGACUUGUACAUUUUGAGUCCGUCUAUGGGUGAGAAGGGCUGGUUCUUCGACGGCGCCCACGGCACUCUCCCUAAAGACCCCUUGUACGGCUUCACAUAUUUACGGGAGCUAUACUUUAAAGCAGACCCCGACUUCAACAGUAGGUUUACUGUACCCGUACUAUGGGACAAGAAGGCCGAAACCGUCGUCAACAAUGAAUCGAGCGAGAUCAUCCGCAUGCUCUACUCCGAGUUCGACGCCUUCAUCCCGGAGCAGUUUAGGGAGGUGAAUAAGCCCGGUGGGGGCCUGUACCCGGAACACCUCCGGAAAGAUAUCGACGAGUUGAAUGAAUGGGUCUACGAUACGGUAAACAACGGCGUGUAUAAGUGCGGGUUUGCCACGAAGCAAGAGUCUUACGACCAGAAUGUUUACCCUUUAUUUAAAUCGCUCGACCGGCUUGAAUCUCUUCUAGCCACCCAAGGGAAGCCUUUCUUAUUCGGAGAUCAUAUUACCGAGGCCGACGUACGGUUAUAUACUACUAUUGCUCGUUUCGACGUCGCGUAUUAUACCGUGUUCCUCUGCAACCUCAAGAGCAUCCGACACGACUACCCUCACCUGCACCUGUGGUUCCGUCGGCUGUACUGGGACGAGGGGAGCACAAUUACAGGUGGCGCAUUCCAUAAGACGACGGCGCCGUGGAUCGGUAUAUAUGGUAGCGGGUACGCGACCGCGAAGAAUAGGGUCACAAACAGUCAGGCUGAGGUCAUCGUGCCUAGGGGCCCGGCUGUGCUCGUCGAACCCCUAGCAGAGAGCGAGAAGUUGAAGUUGUAAUGGAAUUAUUAUAUGAUUGAAUAUAUAUGGAUGAUCUAACGAGGCAAUGAGGAUGUAAGACGAUAUUAAAGAACUGCAAGUCUUAUAAAUUGAGAUAUUUGGAUUCAGGGAUAACCAUAGCUGUCUGACUUACGAGACCUGUCAAAAACUGCAGUGCGACAUGUUACUACCUGAAUAAGAACUUAGCGGAUUUGCAACUGAA